GCUCACACUGGCCGGCAGUGGUGAGCCAUGUAGUCCUCCAUGUGUGCUUGCGCACGCCUGAUGGCUGCUUCAGCGCUGCUGGCCUAAGCUUGCAAAUUGGCGGCAUCCUGCCAUCCAUCAUUCGGACCUGGCAAUGCAACUUUGCAUGGAUUGCUGCAACAAUCUAUGUCUUUUACUGCACCCAUAAUAUGCCCGUGGAGCAAGGGCGAGCUGGAUGUUGAGACUCGGCUUGAGGAGAUAUUUCAGUCGUUUCAGGAGCCUCACGCGGCAGUGAUGAACGCCUCGCACUUGGCCGAUGCCAUGCGGAUUGCCUGGAUGAACCCCACCAACUCAGAGGUCUCCAAGGUCUUGGCGGACCUGGGGCGUCCAGAGAGCUUGACGAUGCUUCUCUUCAAGCAGGUCAUGAAGGAGGAGAUUGCAAAGUGGUCUUCAAGGGAUCAGGUGCAGGAACUUCUUCGUUGCUUCCAAGUUUUCGACCCACGCAACAUCGGCUUUGUGCCGCGUGCGACCCUUGCAGAGAUCAUGGAGCAUGGAGGCAAUCACUUUUCCGAGGAGAUGCUGGAGGACAUGCUGAAGAAUGUGCCACAAACUAGUGAAGGCUAUGACUAUCGGCAGAUCGUUGCCUUCCUUUUGGGUCCCGAGGCGCAAGAUGAAACCAUCCUGGGAGAAGCGAAGGAGGAAGAAGUUUUGGAACAUAGCCAGGCCUCUCUCAGGGAAUACUUUGAGAAUGGCUACAAGCAAGGCGGUGUUUUCAACAAUGAAGACUACGAGCAUGACGCGAAAGCCUGGUGCUGGGUCCACACCAGACUGGGCGUGAAGGUUUGGCAGGAUGCCCUUGACCUCACUCUAGCCAGUGGUGCCAGCGAUGUGCAGUGUUUGUUCCACUACACUGCUGAGCUUGGCUUUAGAAACAUCACAGAUCCCAGAAAGGCAGCGGUGGAAGUCUUCGCUUCCUUGAUAACGCAGGGUGAGAAGGCCAACGCCUGGUGGGGGCAAGGAGUGUACUCCGUACAGAAUCCCCCAGAUGAGUGGCCAGAAAUUGAAGCACUUAUCGACAACAACUACCGCAAUAUGCUCAAGAGGGAUAUCCAGCUGAAUGGUCGUGAGGCAGCCAUGGAGGAAUACAGCUCGCGGGUUGCCUUUUGCAUUCCUAUUCUAGUAAAUGCCUCUAUCGCCUAUGAUGUGUCCAAGAGACAAACGCCUGAAAUGGUCGAGCAGGGGAAGCCCCCUGGUGUGAACUUAGCUGGAAAGCUGCUCAACGAAGAUGGCAUGCCACAUCGACAAUGUAUCGUCAUUCGAGUGGAAAGGGAGGAGGCGGUUGCAAACGCCAGUGCAGUGCUGGUAAAAUCGCUCCGCUGCCGUGCUGAAGCUAUCACCAAGAGCCUGGGCUCGGAGCAUUCUGAAGCCCUCAAGGCGUUAAGCCGGCUAGCGACGGUGCUGGCUGCGCGUAGUGACUUCACUGAAGCGGAACCGCUGCAAAGGCGGGUCCUAGAGGCCUACGAAGCGCAGUGCGGCAACGAAGACCUGGAGACCCUCAGAGAGGUGAAGGAUCUCGCAGAGAUGUUGUUGGAUGCAGGGAACCUGGCGGAGGCCGAGAGGUUGUCCAGAAGAGCUUUGGCUGGUCGCGAAACUCAGCUAGGAUCUGAUCAUGAAGAGACCCUUGAUUCGGUGAACAUUCUUGGGUUGGUCUUGUCGCAGCAGGGGACCCCGGAAAAGCUAGGAGAAGCUGAAGUGCUCUACAAAAGGGCUUUGGAAGGUCGUGAGUCGCUUCUCGGGCCAAUGCAUCCUGACACAUUGCAAUCCGUCAGCAACCUUGCGCUCUUGCUGGACAAGCAGGGCAAGCAAGAGGAGGCUGAGCCCCUUUUCUGGAGAGAUUUAAAAGGAUGUGAAGCUCGGCUUGGGGCAACGCAUCCUGACACGCUCAUUUCCGUGAACAAUCUUGCAGGCUUGCUGCAGGAUCAGGGAAAGCUGGCGGAAGCUGAGCUCUGGUUCAGAAGAGCCUUACAAAGACGUGAAGAUCAACUUGGAGCUAUGCACGCUGACACAUUGACCUCACUGAACAACCUAGCGGCGGUACUAAAGGACCAGGGCGACCAGGACAAGCUGAUAGAAGCUGCAGAACUUUACAGGAGAGCUUUAGAAGGCCGUGAAGCUCUGUUUGGACCAGUAAGCCAGGACACCCUAUCAACCGUUUUUAAUCUCGCGAAGCUAUUGGAGGCGAAAGGCUCCCUGGCCGAGGCGGAAGAUCUCUAUGUUAGACACUUGAAGGGCCUGGAGGAGCUAUAUGGGCCCAACGACCAGAAGGUUCAAGUAGCGCGCAGACUCUUGGAGCGCUUCCUAACAAACCACUCCCGCAGUGAGAACCUGGUGGAUGAUCAUUUACAAGCACGACCUUGUCUUGUUUCCGAUCCUUGCCAUUGCUAGAGGCCAGCAAGUGCAGUGGACUCAAUUCCGGAUCGCCACUCUGACCUUGCACUUGGGCCCGAUCCCUGAUACCGGUCACUACCAAGGAUUUCUCCUUACCAAUGGAGAUAUUUGGAUGACUGAUGAUAACCGUUUGCCUUGGAAGAGCCGCC
This is a messenger RNA of Durusdinium trenchii, 2576 nucleotides long. Lineage: Eukaryota; Dinophyceae; Suessiales; Symbiodiniaceae. The record is from the annotation of a GenBank genome assembly.